AUGAAGGCAGAAUUGUUUUGUAAGUUCUGCCAGUGCAACAGCUUCAGCAACAAGCUGUGUGGAGGGCACGGCCGGUGUGAGUGCAGGGUGUGCAUCUGCGACGCCAACUACACCGGCAGCGCCUGCGACUGCUCGCUGGACACCACCACCUGCCUGGCCUCCAACAAGCAGAUCUGCAACGGGCGGGGCACCUGCGAGUGCGGAACCUGCAAGUGCACCGACCUCAAGUUCCAGGGCCCCACCUGCGAGAUCUGCCCCACCUGCCCCGGCGUCUGCGCAGAGCACCUGUGA
Messenger RNA from Megalops cyprinoides (Indo-Pacific tarpon), 291 nucleotides. Its product is annotated as integrin beta-1-like. Gene Ontology annotation, molecular function: collagen binding involved in cell-matrix adhesion; fibronectin binding; C-X3-C chemokine binding. NCBI's taxonomy places the organism in Eukaryota, Metazoa, Chordata, Actinopteri, Elopiformes, Megalopidae. The transcript has 2 exons. Gene Ontology annotation, cellular component: cell surface; focal adhesion; integrin complex. Gene Ontology annotation, biological process: integrin-mediated signaling pathway; cell-matrix adhesion; cell adhesion mediated by integrin. Bases 1 to 291 code for a protein of 96 amino acids. The record is from RefSeq and is a predicted model, not a curated record.